Messenger RNA from Humulus lupulus (European hop), 2516 nucleotides. RefSeq lists its product as uncharacterized. Gene Ontology annotation, molecular function: protein binding. The coding region runs from base 121 to 2487 and encodes 788 amino acids. The record is from RefSeq and is a predicted model, not a curated record. Lineage: Eukaryota; Viridiplantae; Streptophyta; Magnoliopsida; Rosales; Cannabaceae. The transcript is spliced from 15 exons.
GGACCAAAAUGAAAGAAAAAAAAAUUUGCUUAAGGAAGGAAGUUCCCGCUGGUGUUGGUUACUGUAACGGAGGCUCGACUCGAGUAGACUGACUCACCGUGUUUCAAAUCGGAAGCGAAAAUGGAGAAGCUGAAAUCGGCGAUUCCAGAGAGCAUAAAGCUAAUGUUGUGGGAGAGCACUGAAGAGGAUCUUCCUCAAACAUGUUCCUCUCUUCUCGACUUUCUUCUUCAUUUCCCGCCGUUUCACCAAAUGGUGAGAGACCUGGCUGACUUGGAUAGGGCUUUGUGCGGGAAGAACAAGGAGGAAGCUUUGAAGUGGAAGGUCAAGGGUAAUCAGUGCUUCGCUACCGGAGAUUAUGCCAAUGCUUUGGACUCCUAUUCCCAGGCAUUGCGAGUUGCUCCAAUACAAGCUGAUGAAAUGGAUAAAAACCUGGUUGCUACUUUGUACUUGAAUCGGGCUUUCGUUCUCUAUAAAAUGAAACUCCUAACAGAAUGUGUACGAGACUGCAAUCGCGCACUUCAGUUUUCUCCCAGCUAUGCAAAGGCAUGGUACAGAAGAGGUAUGGCAAACGCUUCUUUGGGAAUUUAUGAGUAUGCAGUCAAUGACUUGAAUGUGGCCAAGAGUGUGGAGGUGUCAUCAGGGGGAAGGAGUCAGAUUGAAAAUGAGCUGCAGACACUUUUAGAUCGACAUAGUAGAACAAGAUCACCACAACAACUUUCUUUAGGAGACUUGAAUAUUUUUGAUGAACUACACCAAAUAAAGCUACAAUGUGCCAACUCACCAGAUAAAGGAAGGGGUAUGGCUUCAACAAGUGACAUUCCACAAGCCUCCUUAGUUCAUACUGAAGAACCUUUUGCAAUUGUAAUAUUAAAGAAUUGUCGAGAAUCUCAUUGUCAUUACUGCUUGAAUGAACUACCACUUGAUAAAGUUCCUUGUACAUCAUGCUCUAUACCAUUUUACUGUUCCCAGAAAUGUCAACUGUUAGCAGGGGGGAGACUGUUAAAUUAUCCCAAGGGUCGUGGCGCUCUUGAAAAUUUAUCUGACACUCUCAAACAGUAUGUUGCCCAGAUCACCUUAGGUGACAAUUCUGAAACAGACAUUGAGCAUAUUCCUGAGCAUAAACAUGAGUGUAAAGGUGCACACUGGCCUUCAGUGUUGCCAUCAGAGAUAGUUUUGGCUGGUCGAUUAUUUGUGAAGUCUGUAAUGCAGAGAGGUUCCCAGGAGAUUGCUAAUCUCAUAGAAAUUCUGGAGCUUUCGCACCAUUAUUCGCAAAUGUCUCCUGAAAGCAAAUUGGAAUCACAUAUAUAUUCCACUGUAUUGUUAUGCUGUCUUCAGCAUUCCAGUGACUUCGAAAUUCAGAUAAACGGGUUCACCAUAGCACAGGUCGUCAUUCUUAUAUCUCAAAUUAGGGUAAAUUCUAUGACAAUUGUUCGUAUGAAAUCCACUGACAUUCAUGGGCAUGACGAUCAAUUUGAUAAAGUUUCAUCAGGAGCUCUUACUAGUAGUGUGGAACAGGUCAAAGUAGGUCAAGCUAUUUAUAGGGGUGGCAGUCUUUUUAAUCAUUCUUGCCAGCCAAAUAUUCAUGCAUAUUUCAUUUCACGUACACUCUGCAUACGAACAACAGAAUUUGUAGCAGCAGGAUGUCCCCUGGAGUUGUCCUAUGGUCCGCAGGUUGGGCAGUGGGAUGCCAAAGAUCGUAAUGAGUUUCUAGAAAAUGAGUACUCAUUUCGCUGUCAGUGCAGUGGUUGUUCAAAAGCAAAUUUUUCUGACCUUGCUCUGAAUGCUUUCCGGUGUGUCAAACCAAAUUGUCCUGGCAUCGUGUUAGAUGGCUGUGUUCUCAACUGUGAAAAGCAUAAAAUAAAGAAACUUGCCCACAUCAGCAGAACAAGCAGCUUGGAACCUUAUUUCCAGGCUGAGAAUUUCAACAGUGAUAGUAUAAAUGAAGUGACGCUGGAUACAUUUUUGCACAGCAAUAACUUAUCAAAUAUGAAUCCGGGAUUUUGUUUGAAAUGUGACUCUUACCGCGAUCUAGAAUCUUCUCGUUCAGCGGUAAAUAAAGGUUGGAAAUGUAUCAGGAGGUUACAAGAUGCUAUAGUUUCAGAAGAUAUAUCUAGUUCCAAACUUUCAGAUGCCUCAAGAUCACUUCAUCUACUGAAGUCAAUUCUACAUGCAUACAAUAGGAGCAUUGCAGAGGUGGAGGACAUUCUUGCGCAGGCUUUCUGUCUGGUUGGAGACUUGCAACCAGCAAAGGAACACUGUAAAGCUUCAAUCGAGAUUCUGGAAAAGCUCUACCCCCGUAAUCAUAUUGUCAUUGGACACGAACUGGUGAAGCUAUCAUCAAUUCAGCUAGCCCUGAGAGAUUCUACUGCCACGGAGACCAUAAAUCAACUGGUUGAAAUAUUUUCAUGUUAUUAUGGAAAGCAUGCCGAUAUCAUUUUCCCGCCUCUUCAAUUCUUUCGUAAAGAAACUCAGAAGAUUGUCCUGUAAAAUGCUGAAUUUAUUUGAUUUCUUUUUUU